This is a messenger RNA of Carassius carassius (crucian carp), 2586 nucleotides long. It is a transcript of the gene armc3, whose product is annotated as armadillo repeat containing 3. The coding region runs from base 45 to 2537 and encodes 830 amino acids. The record is from RefSeq and is a predicted model, not a curated record. The transcript has 18 exons. Lineage: Eukaryota; Metazoa; Chordata; Actinopteri; Cypriniformes; Cyprinidae. Gene Ontology annotation, molecular function: protein binding.
AGCAAGAGAACAUGGAGUGGGCCCGUGAAGUAUUUGAUCUCUAGAUGGGGAAAAAGGUCAAAAAAGAGACAGAGCCAUUCUCGAAAGAUGUGUUCGACCCUUUACCCAUCGAGAGCAGAACAGCAGCGACGGCGGUUCUUAUGCUCCGCUCUCCUGAAGAAGAGGUGCUGGCAAAAGCUUCUGAGGCCAUCCACAAAUUCGCAGAAAAAGGUGAUGAGAAUAAGACUUCUCUGAUGUGCUUGGGAGCGGUUGAACCUCUUUCUCGUCUCAUAUCUCACGAGGACAGGACUGUGCGCAGGAAUGCUGUCAUGGCUCUGGGCGUCAUGGCUUCUAACAAUGAAGUCAAAAAGUGUUUGAAGAAGCUGGAUGUAAUACCUGCAGUCAUCAGCAAACUAUCACCUGAGGAGAAUGUUGUGGUCCAUGAGUUUGCCACCUUGUGUUUGACAUCAUUGUCAGUGGACUUUUGCUACAAGGUCCAGAUUUUUGAGCACAAAGGGCUUGAACCUCUUAUUCAGCUCUUGUCCAGCCCAGACCCUGAUGUGAAGAAAAAUUCAGUGGAGUGCAUCUUUAAUCUUGUACAAGAUUUUCAGAAUCGAGCAGCCGUGCAGCAUCUAAAUGGACUCCCCCCGCUUCUGGAACUGCUACGCUCAGAGUUCUCAGCUAUUCAGCAGCUUGCACUGCGCACCAUAGAGAACAUCACCACUGACAGUGAAACCCAUGUGGCCUUUAGGAAUAUACAGGGCUUUGACAGAAUCCUGGAGAUCCUCGGGACCAAAGAGUUUAGUGACCUGCACGAGGGGGCUCUCAGGGUUAUCUCGAACUGUCUGGAAGACAACGAGUCCAUGCAGCUGAUUCAGACAAUGGGUGGUCUGGAACAGCUACUGCAGUUUGUUGGCACAUCCACACUGCCUGAAGCGCAGGCUAAUGCAGUUAAAGCCGUAGCCAGGAUGGCACAGAGCGGCGAGAACAGAAAAAUUCUUCAUGAACGGAAUGUAGAAAAGACCCUCACUGACCUUCUCAUGCAGGAGAAUGAGAGUGUACGCACUGCUGCAUGCCAGGCUGUGGCAACAGUGAGCAAAAACCUUUCCAGCAGAGAAACGUUCAGAAGUCUGGAUGUGAUUAAGCUCAUCGUGCAGCUGCUGAACAGUGAAGGAAGUGAGUUGAGAAUGGCUGCAGCAGAGGCCCUGUCUAGCUUGACCAGUGACAACAACCUCAAUGCUUAUGCUAUACAUGAGGCAGAGGGUGACAAGCUCUUGGUGCGACAGCUGCGAGACAGCUGCAUGGGAGCAGCUGUGUAUGCAGCAUCAGUCUUGACAAACAUGGCAUCGCAGGAGGAGCUGCGCAGAAGCAUUUUGGCCCAUGAAGCUAUGCCAGCAUUGGUGGAGCUGCUACAGUCCACUGACAAUAACAUACUCAUCAGUGCGACGCAGGCUGUAGCUUCACUGGCCUGUGAUGCAGAGGCGAGGAUGGAGCUGAGAACUCUUGGAGGUCUGUCACCUUUGGUUCAACUGCUCAAGUCUAUCAAUGCUGAAAUUCGGAGAAAUGCUUCCUGGGCAAUUAGUGUGUGUGCAAACGAUGAAAUAACAGCUCUAGAAUUGUGUAAUGCCGGAGCUCUGGAGAUACUCCAGGAAAUCAGCCUGUCACCAAACCGUAACAACAAAUUUAGUGAGCUGGCACUACAGAAGCUUCUGAACAGUAAUCUAUCAUUGAAGUAUAGUCUGACAGGACACCUGUCAGCCAGCGAUAUAACUACAGAUGGCUUCUACGACCCUGGACAGAUAAGAAUGGGUCAUCAGGUUCCUACAUUGGAGGAAAUAUCAAAACAAGUUGUCAACAAAAACAGAGCCACUAUAGCAGUGAAUGGGAAACCCAUGGAUCAAUUUAUUACCAAGGAACCAGAUGAUUGUAAGCAAGAUAGUCCAACAGAAACUACUGCCUCAUCUGUUUUGAGCAGCAAAAGGAGCAGCAAAACACCAAGUAAAAUGAAGGGAAAGGGUAACAAAGAGGAUGAGAAAAGGAAGGAUGAGGAUGAGUAUAAGCCACAGCCGGAGAUGGUGGUGGAUGAAGCAUGGAGCUUGCCGUAUGACGUUGCAUUUCAUAAUCUUGUCAAAGAAGCAGUCGAAUCCAUCUCGCCACUUCAGGAUGUGGUCAAAAUGUACACAGCUUUGGCAAUGUUAGUGUGUGAUGCAAUGGGCGGCAAGGUUGAGCCAGACAAGCUACAUGACUUUCUGUGGGAACUGCAUAUAAGCGAGCUGAAAGUUGAAGCCUGUUCCAACAUUGUUCUCGUUGGAAAAAUAAAAAAAGGCACCUUCUUUCACAGAGCAUUGCUUUACAAGGUUCUUGCAGACCGAAUUGGGCUGAGCUGCAGUCUCAUAAGAGGAGAAUACAACCGCGCCUGGAACGAAAUCUUCAUUACCAGUCCAAAGAAAACUUAUGGUUACUCUCAGCCUGAAUGUUAUAUCAUAGAUCUCAUGCAUCAACCUGGAAACCUCAUGAAAAGCAACUCACCAGCAGCUCUAGCAUAUCACACCAUUUAAUAGCAAUAUUAUGCUGGUAUUAUGUUUACUCACACACACACAAACACAC